Messenger RNA from Caenorhabditis sp. 36 PRJEB53466, 7198 nucleotides. Lineage: Eukaryota; Metazoa; Nematoda; Chromadorea; Rhabditida; Rhabditidae. The record is from the annotation of a GenBank genome assembly.
AUGGGCAUAAUUACGUGUAAGCCUGAGCGUCGCGAGGCGGAUCGUCAGACUCGUCGCAUCGAUACUCAAAUUCGCAUUGAGAACCAGGCGAACAGGAAGAAGCUGAAGAUGCUUCUUCUCGGCAUUUCCGACGCGGGCAAGAGCACUAUCGUUAAGCAAAUGAGGUACUAGAGAGAUGACGUGGCAGGGGUAGGCAAGAUAAGUUCACAGAGUCAACUACAUGGACGGUUUCAAUGAGACCGAGAUUGUGAACGCCAUUUUCGUGAUCCGCAACAAUAUAAUCGAUGCGUUCAAGUGCAUCGCCAACGUCCUUCUUCGUUCGAACAUUAACGUUUUGGCGGAUGAGAAGGUUUUUCUUCCGUUUUUCAACGCAGUAAAACUCUCUGCACAGACUCUAAUCAAACUGUUCGCCUAUGAAUCAGCUAAAAUUGAGCUGAUGCAGGAGGCUGAUGAACUGAACGUCAUCAACGUCGUUCGUGGCUACGCGUGCAUCAAGGACUUCUUCCUGCGUUUUUCUUCUCACCCGCAAGUCCCUGACAACAUCCACUAGUAACCCUUAGUUCUGAUUAUGGACACUUGCACGUAGUCUUCUUGCAGUUUCUUCCCAAAUUUGGAGAGAAUCGCUUCGGUCAACUACACUCCGACCACUGAGGAUCUCCUCAAUAUGAGGCAAACCACUCUCGGAGUUCAUGAGAUUUCGUUUGACUUCAAACGUCAUACGAUUCGGUGAGCGGUAAUUGGGCGUUGGGGUGACAUUCGUUUGUUGUAGUCUUAUCGACGUUGGAGGUCAGAAGACAGAACGUCGCAAGUGGAUUCACUUUUUCGAGGGCGUCACCGCCGUCAUGUUCGUUUGCUCUAUGGCAUCUUUCAAUCAGACCAUUGAGGAGGAGCCAAAAAUGAUCGCGGUAAGCUAGACUAGCGCAUAGAUCCGUAGAACAAGAAACAUCGCAGCAGGGAGACGAUCGACGCAAACAGUCGACUCCCACUAUACUGCUCUCGGUAGGUGAGACGUCUGGGAAAGAGUUGAUCAGAGCAGUCAGACAAAAUGACGGGAUUUAUAUUUUUUUUAUAUUUCAGUGGGAGUCGUCAUUGAACAAAGUGCAGAACCGAGUGCUCGUUCGUCCAAACGGGAAGGCGAAGGUAGACAAGCCGGGGGUAACCGUUGAGCAGAAGAAAGCGCAUUUAUCGAGCCAACACUUUCAGCAGGUGAACCGUUUGGAUGAGAGUGUCGACUUGUUCAAGUCGGUCCGCGAGAACAACUUCCUCCACAUGUCCAACUUCAUGCUGUUCUUGAACAAGAAGGAUGUGCUCGAGAAAAAACUCGAAAAGAUCAAGUUCUCCCACUUCUUUCCCAGCUACAAGGACUGGAUGACCAACGACAACUCGGUCUCGUCGGUAGCUGAAUUCAUCGAGAGCAUGUUCCGCGAGGUGAUCACUAAAAUAGAACAGAUUAAGGUGGUGGUGUGUGUCAGAAAGUACUACUGGCGGUACAAUUUUUGACAAAAGUGCAUUCUACUGAUACAUUUUUCAAUUGUUUUUGACAGACAGAAUUAUGUUUAGGGCCUGAGCCCGGAUCAUCGUAUUUACGCACACUUGACCCAUGCAACGGACCCGACUAACAUCGACUUCACCUUCGGAUUGUGCUGUGACGUCAUCAUCGAGAAGAACGUGGAUGAUGUUAGCCUCGAGUGAGCUCCCGCGACUUUUGCUUCAAAAUCGAACAAAUUCUUUCUCCUCUAUUCAUUAACCUUAAAUAUUCCACUCGCACAUAAAAACUAUUUCGCAUUCCAUUUUAGUAAUCAAGUUGACUUCGUAACUUCAGAAGAGCUCUUUUCUUUUGAUCGAAUUUGUUUUUUUGUCUCCCAUAUACUUUUCAGUUUUAAUCGCACAAUAAAUAUUUCCGAACAUCCAAACAGAAUUGUGAACGAAAGUGGACAAUCUUCAGAUUGCAUUCUGAAGUAAUCCGGCCAGAAUGUGUACAUGUUCUUGACAAAAGUGUGUCGGACGAUCAAACGAGGUCAUUCUAUGAGGGAAAACGGAAUACAUACGUUCUCUCACCUCUCGAUGGGUUUGCGAAAAACUUGACAAACUUGACUCUCUUCCUCACAACGUUGAUUAUGAGAUGAGAUGCGGAUUUGCUGUGCUAUUUCUCGUUUGCUCCGUUUCCGUAAUUGAUACUACCCAUUAUAGUAAGUGUCGUGUACCGUUUUUUUGCUUUAUCGAUCUUCACUAUUCAGUUAUUUCAAAACAAGAUCUGAAACAGUUAGAUGAAUGGGAGCUCAAAGUUCUCCGUGAUUUUGUUCGCGGUCGAGGGAGGCCAAUUGUUGAACGAAUUCCGAUCGACUUAGAAGAUGACCCAGAUGAUGACGCAGAUUUUGUAUUCAAAGAAAAAGACUCCCAGGUGUAUGAUCUGACGAAUCCGAGUAUGAUUAACCAAGGUGGAAUGUUCUCGGUCAGAUAAAACAGUUGAAGACAAAUGGUUAUGACCACUUUUUAGAUUGAAGAUAAAAAGAAAAGCGGACCACCUCUGAUUCCACCACAACCGAUUACUCAAAUUAUUGUUCCAGCUUCUAGAAGAAAGACAACGUCCGCACCAAAACCACCAAAACCGAGUCCCUCAGAUGACAAGCCUUCAGUUGAAGAUUAUGAGCAACUAGCCAGCGUUAUUCAGGUGUGUUUCUUGUGUUUGUUGAAUAGUGAAAAUAUUCUGAUAAAUCAGAUGUUCAUCGAUAGACGGUCUCACAAACAAAGCGGCGUGAAGACUCUAAGCACAAACAAACCUUCUCGAAAGUCCAAAAUGUCUGAAGAGGUUCCGAAGAAAGAGAGAGAAAAAAUCAAUCUCACUACUCUAAAUUCUCUGCCCGACCAGAUCAUAACGGCUUCAAAAGACAACCAGGAUGUGACGUUUGACACAGACUCUGUAAACUAUCUCAUGCCUAACUAUUAGUACCUUUCGAGUUUCAGAAUAAUUCGAACAAAUGGAAGCCGAUGCAACGGUUCACAAAUGAAGAAAAAACCAUUCAAAACAAGAGGAAGACUACAAAAGGUGAGAAAACGUCGAAAAUAAACGUGAACUUUUGAUUUUUUCUUUUUUCCAAAACUGAAAAAGGCAGACCUUGAUAUCUCGUGUGACUAUUAACAACUCCCCGGUACAAAAUAUCAACUCAUUGUAUGCGGGGGGGCCCUUCGUACAUAUCCCAGCUUUUCACUUUUCAUUGGCAUUGCAAAGACAAAGACGACUGCAUUGCUAGGCCGCGGCGGGAUGAGAGGACGAGAAGGGCCAGAGAAAGACCGUGCCCCGCCGGUUUUCCACAACGCAUCCGCAUUUCUUCCUUCGUCGUCGCGACAAACCAGAAAUCAUUCGGACAUUGUCGGGCUGACGCCGCCGACGCUGCCGCCAUUCACGAAAACUUGCUCCCUUUCAAGACGCGCAUCUCGUGGGUGUACGUUGACGUUUGGGAGGCGAACAACGUAAAACACAGACUUGUUUCGCGCUGAGGGAAAUCAUGCGAUUGUCUUGCGGAGAGGUGUUUUAAACAUGCCUGCCAAGAAUUGAGGAUGAAUGAAUACUUUGAUCGGUUACGUAAAGCACAUAACGGGAGAAGAUUUGAUAAGGAAAUGAAAUGACUUUUUACAGUUGCUGCGCCUAAAUCGAGAGAAGGAUAUGAAGAUCACAUGAAAGAACUGAGCACAAAACUGACAAACAUUCUGAAACAAUUGGAAAGUUCGAAAGCGGAGCGACAACCUCUAGUUCAUGUAUUGAGAAACGUAUGCUCAAAAAGAAGAGGUCCAGCCAGAUGAUUCGGAAAUUCAGGGUUCUGCUGAACAAACGGCCGAUGGACAGUAUGUGUUCAUUGCAACUAUCACACUCGUCAAAGAUGGAGAUAAAAGUAUUCUCGUCGACACCGGACUGGGCACCAAUAUCAAUGCAAGAACAGAACUGAUCCGAUGUAGUCAUGUCUAGUCAUUCUCACUUUUGAUUCUCGAGUUUCAGCUCUCGAAGCACAUGGCCUGAGUCCAGCAGCUGUUGAUAUUGUCGUCAGCACUCACGGACACCCAGAUCACGUCGGUGGUGUUCAUGACUUCCCAGAUGCUCUUCACUACCAUGGCUGGUACUCUCACCAGGGUACAAAAUUCAACCUCACCGCGCUUUUUGAGGUAUAUCUUCUUUGCGGCGGUCGGUUUGAAAUGUAUUUUUUUGGAUUUCAGAAUGAUAGUUUGAACCUGUCUGAGAACGUCAUGCUUGUCAAAUGUCGUGGCCACACAUCGGACGACAUCGCAGUUGUUGUUCGAGAUGUGAAGGGGCGGGGCGACGUACUUGUUUCAGGUUGUUCUAGGGAAAAUACUGUCAGCGAAAGAUUACUGUGAUUCAGGAGAUUUAUUCAUGCGGGGGGAGGACAUCGACCAUCCGAUGAUGUGGCAGCCACUGUCAGCGGAUGUUAUUGCGCAAAGAGACUCGAGAAGGCGCUAUGGCUGCAUCGUGGAUUGGAUUGUUCCUGGCCACGGCAGCAUGUUCCAAGUCACAAACAAUGUUAAGAAAUCUUUAAAAUGUUAAUAAAUUUACCUGUUCUCAGUUCGCUAGACUCCAUUUUCUGAUCUCCGAUUCGUCCGCCUCCAUUGCUAUUCAGCAUCUAGUCAUCGAAACAAUAUGUUUCUUUUCCGGAUUUGUUUCAUUGCCCUAACCCACUUUUGAUGUGUUCUGUGAGCGUCAGUUAUCUGAUUGAUCAAGAACAUUUUGGUGGACGAAAAUCAAUAGCAGGUAGCAGAAGUCCAUUUCACUCUAGUCCGUUAGUGUCCUUAUUUCGAUUUGUCCGCAGAAUCAGGAUUGGCACUUGACUCUUGAUAAGGAAUGAAAGAAGAGGAGACAAGAAAGGGGUAUGCCAGAGAUAAUGCCAAUCGAAGGCUGAUCCUACCAUAUAAAAGGAUGAACGGGUUUCGUUUUCAUAAUUUUGUAUAUUUCUUCUGGACGUUUCAACGUUUCCAUUUGAUUUUCAAUAGUGUGAGUGAGACAAUCGUAACGUAAAACAGUACUCAUUUUCCGAGAACAGAUUUGGAGCGUAGCCUGAUUCACCUUGAAAGUAGGUAGCCGAAAGCAAUCAAUGUUUUGCCCGGAGGAUUCUCGUUGACUCUUAGGGAUGAACGUGUUGACCCGCAUCUCAGUUUCAUUACCCCUCACAGACUCGGACGAUCACUCCCUUGCCGUUUCUUUAUUUCUUGUUUCUUUCGUUCCCGAAGACAAGUAGACGCAAUAACUAGGUUAUCACCAAGAUGCAUCAUCUCUGCAGGGCAAAACGUAGUCUUCAGAAAGUUAAACGACAAGAUCAAUGUUUCAAUAGCCUACAAUAGACGUAUUUUUGUGUUAAACAGUACCUUGCAACACUUAUCCCAACAAUUUUGUUCACUUAGUGAUGAGUGGCAAAAACUCGAUUGUCUGCGCCUUUCAAUCUAUAGCGGAACAUCUCGGCAAGUGAUAAGACACAUCCACUAUUAUGGAUGCGACGACCACUCGCGCCAAUAUAUCGUGAACCCGCUAGGCAGACGUAUGCAAUCCAGUUCAGCGAUUCCUCUUUGCAACUUAAAAUCGCCAAUGGGCUGCCAUUAUUCGUUUUUGUCCUCAUCGCAUUAGUGGUUUGUGGACUUUACCCCUCCAAGCCUACAUGAUAUCGAUAAUAGUUUCCUCCCUGAAAAAGUCCCCACAACUUACUAAAGUGGCAGCCAUUUGAAACUAGACGUGUUUUCAUUCCUACAUCUUCAGAUAAAAUCUUUAUCAGUAAUCUGGAACAAGUUUCUCAGUUCCUAGUCUCAGCCGCCGAAAACUGCUGCAAUCCUUGUCGCCAUCUUCCAAUUAUAUAACAACUUUUGCGUCAAUCGCUCUCCUUUUCUUCGUUAGUUCUUUGCCGAACAUCUCGACCUUCUUUUCAGAUUUGCCGCCGAGAGAUGGGUUCAGCGUGGGAGGAACCAAAAUGCGUUCUGAUAACUGGUGGCUGUGGAUUCAUUGGGUCCAACUACAUCAACUUUAUCUUUAAAAAAUGGAAAAACACAAAGUACGUUUUACAAUUUUUGGGUAUCUGGAAAUUGCGUUGAUUCAGAAUUGUAAACUACGACAAAUUGGCGUUCGGUGCUUCGCCACUGCACGUGGAGAAGGAGAUCAGAGAAUCUCCAAGAUACAAGUUCGUUGAGGAGAAACUUGAGGAUCAGCCAGUUCUGAUCAAAACUCUUCAAGACAAUGAGGUACCUACAAUCGUUAAUAGAUAUUUAGUCAAAAAUUUUGCUUUCCAGGUUGAUAUGGUCAUUCACUUUGCCGCUAUCACCCACGUAGAUGAGUCCUACAGCGACAGAAUCGGGACUAUCCAAGACAAUAUCAUUUCCACCACCACACUCCUCGAGAGCAUUGUUAACAGCCCAUACAAGGGAGUCAAGAAACUUGUACACAUAAGUACAGAUGAAGUGUACGGGGACUCUUUCGCUGACACUACUCCAAAAUCCGAGGCAGCUUCUCUGCCAAACCCAACCAACCCAUACGCCGCUAGUAAGGCUGCCUGUGAGAUGAUCAUCAGAUCUUACUGGGUGAAAAAACAGGGUGAAAAAGAUUAUGAUUAGAAACUGAAAUUUUAGCAUUCGUACAAGCUGCCAUACGUCAUGGUCCGCAUGAACAACGUCUACGGACCACGUCAGAUUCAGACGAAGCUGAUUCCAAAGUUUACCAAGCUCGCUUUGGACGGACAACCGUACCCACUUAUGGGAGACGGACUUCACACCAGGUUCAAUUAAAAUAAUGGUCACUUUUGAAGGAAAACAGUUUUCAGAAGUUGGAUGUACGUUGAGGACUGCUCGGAGGCCAUCUCUAGAGUGGCUCUUGAAGGAAAACUAGGAGAAAUUUACAAUAUCGGAACCGAUUUUGAGAUGACCAACAUCGAGCUCACCAAGAUGAUCCACAGCACCGUCAGCAAGCUGCUGAACAGGUAUGCAUGCAGUUCCUUUCUAAAGAUUCGAGAGAUCCGUGUUCAGAGAGCCAACAUCUCCAACGUUCGCUCCGAUUCCGGAUAGACCAUACCACGACCGCCGUUACUACAUUGAUUUCUCAAAGAUCCGCAAUGCGAUGGGCUGGCAGUGCACCACUCCGUUCAGCGAGGGACUCAUGAAGACCAUCGAGUACUACGUCAAGUUGCACGUGUCCACCGCCCGUAUCCAGGGUUAG